Messenger RNA from Letharia columbiana, 1533 nucleotides. RefSeq lists its product as uncharacterized. Bases 1 to 1533 code for a protein of 510 amino acids. Gene Ontology annotation, molecular function: nucleic acid binding. The transcript has a single exon. NCBI's taxonomy places the organism in Eukaryota, Fungi, Ascomycota, Lecanoromycetes, Lecanorales, Parmeliaceae. The record is from RefSeq and is a predicted model, not a curated record.
AUGCCACCAGGACGGCCCAAGAAAGACGUAGAGUCACACAAGGAGUUCAUCCUCCACCUUCAUGACCAGAACAAGGAGUACAAAGAGAUCUUACGACGUCUAUCUACUCAGCGCGGCUUUAACAUCAGUAAGAAUGUGCUCGAGCAACACCUGCGGAUAUGGGCCAAGAAACGCUACGAUAAACCAGAGUGCAGGGACGAGACACUCCGCGAUGCUCUCAUUGCGACUCUGUUCCUUCAGCAAAACGCAAAUGAUAAAGAGAUAUUAGUGGUACUGGAGGCGAAGGAUCUACGUGUGACUUCAGAUAAGCUCCGGCGAUUGAGAGUGGCAAUGGGUUUGAGAAGAAAACGUCCGCUGAAGGAUGCUCGCUCUCAUGAUGAGGAGAUUAUACGCAUUAUCACAGAGCAUCUGGAUCAGGGUGUCAUUGGUGGCUGGGCCCUCACGCAUCUUUACGCAUACUUUCGUCGUAACGGUGUGUUUAUCUCGAGGAACGAUAUCAUGUACACCUUAAGACUCGUGGAUCCGGAGCGCGUCAGUGGUAGAUACCAGAAGAAACAGCACAGAAGGAAGAAGUUUUUGGUAGCCGGCCCCAAUGCUAUAUGGUCAGUUGACGCCCACUGCAAGCCAGAGAUCAUUGGCAUUCAGAUCUACGCCGUGAUCGAUGCGUACUCCCGCAAGGUCAUCUGGAUCUAUGUGGGAGGCUCCGGACGCACAGCUGUCAGCGUCGUAAAGCAGUUUUUGAUGUAUAUGGAAGAGCAUAAGAUUAUGCCGGAAAGGUUUCGUUCAGACCGGGGUGUUGAGACCAUCCUUAUUGCCGAUGCAUUUCAUCAAUUGUGUGAAGUACAAGAAGAUCGAUCGGAAGAGGAUCGUGCCAUUGAGAAGUGCUGGAUGUUUGGCAAAAGCACCGCUAAUCAACGUAUUGAAUCUUGGUGGAUGCAUCUACAGUCCUCACAACUCCGUCAAUGGGUGCUCUUCUUCGACCGGUUGAAGGAGGAAAACCACUUUGUAAAGGAUCGGCUAGCGGAUACCAUUGCUGUGUACGCUAUCUAUAUGCCCUUGGUUCGAGCGGAGGCCUUUGAGUUUGUUAAGAAUUGGAAUGAGCACCGAAUUCGCAAGCAAAAGACUCGCCCGCAUGUGACUUCCGGUUUGCCAUGGUUUAUGUACGAAUAUCCCGAGGAACCAGCGGUGGACUGCUCCAGCGUACCGAAUCCUGACCUUGUUGAUACACUUCAUCAAGAAGUGGAAGCAUACGAUCUGGAUGAGUACCUUCCCGCGGUGACACUACAGUGGUGUCAUGAGAAGAUGCGAUCGCUUAGUUUUGAUCCGGCAACUUUGACGGCAAAGGAUGUACUUGAGGAGGAGGGAAUGGGAAGACGUGUGCACGGUCACGUUUUUGUCCUUCUCAAGCAGGAGGUCGAACGGCAUCUCGCUGUGGGUAACAACAGUCCAACCCUGACGUUAACGCAGAUACCAAAGGGAGCUGGGUCUUGGAAGCCUUCUGAAAAGGCUAUGACAGCCUUUCAUGAGGCUUAG